CAAUGUAUGUUGCAAAUUCCACCGGUGGUCUGAUGCUUCAGACCAUGCUGUAUUUGGCGAAUCAAACAAAUAGAGCAGCAAUUGAUACGCUGAUCGAUAUGCCGGCUGCAGCAAAAGCUGAUUUAAAUGAAGUACGUUGUUAUGGUGUCUAUGGCUGUUUCCCCCUUAAUGGACCCUGGACCUCGACAACACGUCAAAUUAAUGUACAUCCUCAAAAGCCGUCACAAAUUGAACCUCAUUAUACGCUGUAUACGACACGAGCAUUUAACGAUCCGAAAUUUGUCGAUUUAAAUGAUCCUGAAGCGCUGCGACAUAUGAACAUUAAUCCGGAGGGGAAAUUGUUUUUCAUAUCCCAUGGCUAUUUGGAGGGAGGCAAUGUUCAGUGGAUGAUUGAAAUGGGCAAGGCCAUACUGAACGCCGAGCCGGAGGGAGAAGCUGCUGUGGUACUCAUCGAUUGGGGUGGUGGUUCAAGUCCACCAUAUGUCCAAGCAGUGGCCAAUAUUCGAUUAGUGGGCGCAAUUACCGCUCACGUGAUACACAUGUUCUACGAAGAGUUGGGCAUGGAUAAUUUAAAUAAAGUCCACUUCAUUGGCCACUCGUUGGGUUCCCAUUUGGCCGGUUAUGCUGGAUCACAUUUACAACGCGAUUUCGGGUUGAAAUUGGGACGUAUUACUGGUAUGGACCCUGCAGCACCGCUGUUUGCUGAAACAGAUCCCAUUGUUCGCUUGGAUCGUUCUGAUGCGCAUUAUGUGGAUGUCAUACACACAGAUGCUAACAUCGUUGGUGGUUUGGGUCUGUAUCAGAGAGUGGGUCAUGUUGAUUUCUAUCCCAAUGGAGGUGUCGAAAUGCCGGGGUGUGAUGUUAAACUUCAGGAGUACAUGAAAAAUCGUCAAAAUUCUGUCUUCGAAAAUAUGCAAAUGUUUUUGAGCUGUAACCAUUUGAGAAGUUAUCAAUAUUUUACGGAGAGCGUUAGCAGUAAAUGUCCUUUUAUGGGUAUCACCUGUGAUUCGUAUGAGAGCUUUAAGGAGGGCAAAUGUUCGCGAUGCAAUGAAAAUGGAAAUAGGUGUAUGAGAAUGGGCUAUCACAGCUAUGAGGAUUAUCGUUCGCUGGUUAGGGCCAAGAAAAUCGAUAGCCGGAAAAAUCCUCCCGUUUUGUACUUGAUGACCGGUGACAAGGCUCCCUUCUGUCGUCACCAUUACAAAGUCUCCGUACGCAUAUCGGGACACGAUCAAAGUACCACCCAUGGUGGAGAAAUUGGCACUCUCUCAGUACGCCUGCAUGGCAAAUCCUAUAAAAAGGUCACGGAAAAAAUGAAAUUCACCUCAGAGCCGAAAUUCUUUGAACCCGGCUUUGAAUAUACGAGUUUAGUGGUGGGCAAUGAAAUUAAAGAUCCCGUCUAUGCGAGCGUUUAUUGGGACUACCAGACAAGUCUUUUCAAUCCAUUGACAUGGCGUCUGCUUACCUCACCACGUAUCUUUAUAUCGUAUAUUAUUGUAGAAUCAUUGGAAUCGCCUCAUAUUCAUCUGAAAUUAUGUCCCAUCAAUGAGUCAUCUGCCGUUAUAACGGGAAGUGAAAAUAUAAUGCAACAAAAGUAUUGCGAGCAUUCCGCCAAGAUGAUUUAG
This is a messenger RNA of Musca vetustissima, 1622 nucleotides long. Its product is annotated as pancreatic triacylglycerol lipase-like. The transcript has 5 exons. Bases 3 to 1622 code for a protein of 539 amino acids. Lineage: Eukaryota; Metazoa; Arthropoda; Insecta; Diptera; Muscidae. The record is from RefSeq and is a predicted model, not a curated record. Gene Ontology annotation, biological process: lipid metabolic process. Gene Ontology annotation, molecular function: lipase activity; carboxylic ester hydrolase activity.